Molecule: messenger RNA, 1397 nt
Organism: Prunus avium (sweet cherry)
Lineage: Eukaryota; Viridiplantae; Streptophyta; Magnoliopsida; Rosales; Rosaceae
Source: RefSeq, a predicted model, not a curated record
AAUGAAUCAGAUUCGGUGUAUCUCGACGUGCACCAUCCGACCAACAAGCCAUAAAGAUCAGCUACCAGCUCAGAGAAUUGAGCUAACUCCAUGGGACCUGCGGCUCAUCCAACUUGAUUACAUCCAAAAGGGACUUCUCUUCCACAAACCAGCGGAGAAAGAAGCAAACCAGAGUUUGAUACAACACCUAAAAGCCUCUCUUUCCCACACCUUGAACAUCUUCUACCCACUUGCCGGCCGCCUAGCCGUGACUGAAAACGAAGAUAACACCACUUGUUUUUCCAUUAACUGUAAUGGAGAUGGAGCCUUGUUCGUCCAUGCAGCUGCCGAUCGGGUCGAAGUGUCUGAUAUCCUAGACUCUCUUUAUGUCCCUGCUGACAUUGUCUGUAAUCUCUUUUCCCUCAAUGAGGUCCCGAACUUCGAAGGCAUUUCCAAACCAUUGCUUGCAGUACAAGUGACUGAGCUAUUUGAUGGCUUCUUUAUUGGUUGCAGCAUAAACCACAUGGUUGUGGACGGUACCUCUUUUUGGCAUUUCUUUAACACUUGGUCUGAAAUUUCUCGUAUUGGCUUUGAUAAAAUUUCUCAACCUUGCCCUAUUUUUGGCCGUCGUGAGUAUCAUGACCUCUUGAUUGAUCUCCCAAUUCACCUACCCAUGUCCUACGAUGAAAUCAAACGUAAGCAUCUUAUAAUCGGACCGUCCUCCUAUUCGUUACAAACUGUAGUAUUUCAUUUUCCCAAAGAAAAACUAGCAGAGCUCAAAGCAAAGGCCAAUGCUGAAAUGGUCAACAAUAACAUCUCAACUCUUCAAGCACUCAUGGCUCAUCUUUGGCGAGCCACAACGCGUUGCAGACAUCUCAAUCCAAAUCAAGAGGUUACUUAUCUAAUUGCGGUAGGAUUGAGGCAAAAGUUGAAGCCACCAUUGCCAAAAGAAUACUUUGGAAAUGGGGUCCUAGGCGUUAAUGUAAAAUCCAGUGCAAGUGAGCUGCUACACCAUGGACUAGGCUGGGCCGCUUCGCAAAUAAACAAAACAAUCGCUUCCCUGACAGCUGAAGAAGCGAGGAAGUACUUGCAGGGUUGGGAAAAAACCCCUACAUUUCUUCCAAAGUUCAGCGAUCCAAAAAUGGUGGGAUUGCUCACAGGAAGUUCGCCGAGGUUCAAUGUGUAUGGCAAUGAUUUCGGGUGGGGGAGACCGGUUGCGGUGCGAAGCGGAGCUGCCAACAACAUGGAUGGGAAGUUGACUGUGUUUCCUGGGGCUGAAGAAGGCAGUGUAGAUUUUGAAGCUUGCCUUUUGCCUGAGACUAUACAAGCUAUGUUGGACGAUGCAGAGUUCAUGGAGGCUGCAGCGCUGGGAUGAUUAAACUCUUUGCAAGUUUUUCAAUUUGCGUAACCCAAAACAA